Myotis myotis is the source of this 1663-nucleotide messenger RNA. It is a transcript of the gene KCNE3, whose product is annotated as potassium voltage-gated channel subfamily E regulatory subunit 3. Gene Ontology annotation, biological process: regulation of ventricular cardiac muscle cell membrane repolarization; regulation of heart rate by cardiac conduction; ventricular cardiac muscle cell action potential. The transcript is spliced from 4 exons. The coding region runs from base 1212 to 1511 and encodes 99 amino acids. Gene Ontology annotation, molecular function: potassium channel regulator activity; delayed rectifier potassium channel activity; transmembrane transporter binding. NCBI's taxonomy places the organism in Eukaryota, Metazoa, Chordata, Mammalia, Chiroptera, Vespertilionidae. Gene Ontology annotation, cellular component: membrane. The record is from RefSeq and is a predicted model, not a curated record.
AAGCUGAGUGGGCUCGGGGCGGUGUUGGGCAGGGGCUGCACACGCAAGGGCCAUCGGAACGAAGGGUGCAGGGCGGCGCACCCUCCAGCACAGGUCAGGGCGCGGUGUCCCACAAGCCGACCCACGCCCCUCGGAGCCUUCGGGAGAGACAGUUCUGGCCUCCCAACUCCCGAAGUGAAUACUGAGACCGCAAAUGUGUCCAGAGAUAUCCUAAAGAGGCUGAGGGGCUGAGGAGCCCUAGGGCACCCAGAAGGAGAUUCCUGAAGCCAACGUGGACCCAGAGGAAUUUGCCGGGUAUUUGAAACCCUUCGAGGUCCACUGGAAUGCCUCCAUCACUGUGAACACUUUCCAAGUCCUGAUCAAAAUUCAUCUCUUCUUCCUUAAGCCCCAGUAGACGCUGGCUUGUCCCCUGUAUUAUAAAGAGCUGGCAAUGUGCCCACAGUACAGGGACUGGAUCUGAGCUUACCCAAGAGUAAGCCUUCAUAAAUGAUGACUGGCUGAAUCAUUAGUUGAGCCAUUAAUUUCAUUGUGCUGUUCCUGAUUUCCAUUGGCCUAUAUGAGAGGAAAAGGCACAGAUUUGUUGCCUAAUAAGGGGGGUAGAUAAGAACUUAUGCCUCCUGGGUUUUAACUCAGCGAGCCCUUGUUCUUUACCCUUCUCCAUCCAGAUAAGGUAGCCCAAGUGCUAUAUAGGAUGGGGCUCCGGAGGCCUUGUAGGAAAUGUGGACCGGUCCUGGACUGAAUUAUUCAGAUUCUUCUCCCCCCGACCACACACACAGCUUCUGCAUUCUUAGAGUUGUUCAUGAAUUUUAUCAUAGUUCAUGAAUUUUACCGUCAUCUUUUCUGGAAAAGAGACCUUAUGGUUAAUAAUCAAGUUCGUUAACUUUGGUUGGUUGACAGCUCUACCUAGAUAAAGGAGGGCUUCAGAACCAGUCAGUAACUCUUCAGUGCUUGGACUAUGGAGAAGUCCCUGACCUGGCCAUCUUUACUCAAGACUAUUGAGGAAAGGAGAACACCCAGCCAGUCUCAGGUUAGAGCACCAGGGAAGGAGAAUUCCCAGGAAAUCUCAGGAUAGCCCCAUAGAUGUAGGGGAGACACAGCUCUGCUGACCAGGAGCAUGUGGUUUGCUGAUACCUUUAUCAAUAACCAGAGAACAGCCACACAACGCCUUAUAUAGUGUCCUCCAAUUCUUCCCCACCCGAAUCCCUGUUGCGAUGGAGACCGCCAAUGGGACUGAGACCUGGUAUCACAGUCUGCAUGCUGUUCUGAAGGCUCUAAAUGCCACUCUUCACAGCAACCUGCUCUGCCGGCCAGGGCCAGACAACCUGACUGAGGAGCGGCGGGCUAACCUUCCUGGCCGCGACGACAACUCCUACAUGUACAUUCUCUUCGUCAUGUUCCUAUUUGCUGCCACUGUGGGCAGUCUCAUCCUGGGAUACACCCGCUCCCGCAAAGUGGACAAGCGCAGUGAUCCCUACCACGUGUACAUCAAGAACCGUGUGACUGUGAUCUGAUGUGAGGAACCGGGGUGGCUGAAGAUCAAGACAGCUGGGGAGCCGAAACCGGUUUGGCUCAGUGGAUAGAGCAUCGGCCUGCGGACUGAAGGGUCCCGGGUUCGAUUCCGGUCAAGGGCAUGUACCUGGGUUGCGGGCACAUCCCCAGUGGG